Tricharina praecox is the source of this 987-nucleotide messenger RNA. RefSeq lists its product as uncharacterized. The coding region runs from base 246 to 638 and encodes 130 amino acids. The transcript has 2 exons. Lineage: Eukaryota; Fungi; Ascomycota; Pezizomycetes; Pezizales; Pyronemataceae. The record is from RefSeq and is a predicted model, not a curated record.
CUCCCCCUCCAGCCGCCUCCACAACUCCUCCACGCCCUCCUCAAAGAACAGUUUCGCACCCCUCAUCCCCAGCAGCUCCUUCCUUCUCAACUUCUCUCUCUCCCUAAGCAGCACCUCCAUCUUCGCCGCGAGCGCCGCAGCCUCGGCGGCCAAGGCCCUCGCGCAACUCUCACCACCAAUGCCGAAACCCAGAACCCGCUCCCUUCGUCGCCGCAGCCGCGGGGGCGGAGCGAGUGCGGUGAUGGAUGCGGAAAAUACGCCGAGCGCUGAGGCGAACGUGUGCUGCCGCAUCAUUUGCGAUUGUAACGGCCCCGGUGGGAGCAGGGUUAGCGGCGGGGGGUGGUAGGUCUUGUUGUGCGCGUGCGGGCAGAAGGGGGCGGUAUUUGUGGUGGUAUUUGUGGAGGAUGAGGAUGGGGAGGAGCAGGCGCGGCUGCGGCGGCGGUUGCGGCUGUCGGCUUUGCUGCUGGAUGGGGAGGCCGUUCGGCUGGAUAGCGACGUUUCUUGCGUGUGCUUGUAUUGGUUGUAGCCAGUGUGCAACCGGAGGUAGAGCGAGAAUGCGCACAGGAUUAUUUCGGCCAUUGGAUUGGUUGGUUGCGUGGAUACGGUAUGAGGUUUGUCGAGAUCGUGGAUUGUCGUGAACCUCGAGAUAUAGGUAUUACUGUAUAGACGCCUGAGCACACCUUCCUCCUCCCUCAAGAGCGGCGACGAGCGGGCUGUUAUAUACCAGCACAUAGGCGCAUACCUACCCGCAGCGGGAAAGCUGUACACUCGACGUUGUCAAUAGGUAGGUAGUCAACGGUCAGACCGCCCUCAUCUGCUGGCUGCCCACCAACCCGUGCCCCACUCUCUCCCACUCACAGUCUGUCAGUCUCACAUCCACCCACCAACCAAGUCCAAGUAACCGAAGGAUGUUGGAAUUGACUGUUCCGCGACUCCACGACUCCGCGCCUCAAUUGCGCUCGGCCUAUGAUAGGAUGUAGUCGGGUU